Messenger RNA from Ipomoea triloba (trilobed morning glory), 1180 nucleotides. Its product is annotated as cysteine-rich receptor-like protein kinase 25. The transcript has a single exon. The record is from RefSeq and is a predicted model, not a curated record. The coding region runs from base 16 to 849 and encodes 277 amino acids. Lineage: Eukaryota; Viridiplantae; Streptophyta; Magnoliopsida; Solanales; Convolvulaceae.
UUAAAAAAAACAAAAAUGAUAAGAAAUAUGCAUCUUCAAUUCAGAUCUUUUCUGCUGGGUUACAUCCUAAUCCUAUGCAUCUGCCUCCAGAUCAGUCCCUUCAUCGGAGCUACCUUCAAACCUCUCGGAAACUUUUGUCAAAACACCCCUACUUAUACCCCUAACACCACUUAUGAAGCCAACCUUAAGUCCCUCCUCCCCACUCUUUCCUCCCAUGCCAACCGCCAAAACGGCUUCUUCACCGCCGGCGAUCAUCAAGACACCGUGUACGGCCUGUUCAUGUGCCGGGGCGACGUCUCCGCCGCCGACUGCGGCGCGUGUGUGAGCGACGCUAGCGCAACCGUAUUGCAGAGAUGUCCCAACCAAAAGACUGCCACUAUCUGGUACGAUUUUUGUACCCUCAGUUACUCCGACGGACCUGUAUAUGGGAUACCCAAUCCGUCUUUCGUCCCGUUCUAUUUGUAUAAUGGUAAUAAGGAUUCUCGACCGGAUAGUUUCAUGAUGUCCGUUAACAAGACGUUGACUCAGUUGGCCGCUAGAGUGGUCAACGAUCAAUCUGCCGGCCGGAACUUUGCGACUGAAGAAGGUAACUUCACUGAAUCGGAGAGGAUCUACAGUCUGGCGCAGUGCCGGCCGGAUAUUGGGAACCGGGAUUGUGAGACAUGCCUGCGCAAAGCUAUCGAAGAACUGCAAAGUUGUUGUUAUUCAAGAUUGAGUGCCACAGCUCUCUCCCUAGACUGUUAUAUGAAGUAUGCGACGGAGCCUUUCUACACUAGCACAGCCGCGCCGGCUCCGCCUCCUAUCCCCUGUUAUAAUAAUAAUUACUAUUACUAUUAUUAUUAUCAUUAAUUAAACCAAAGCAAAAUGAAAUGCCCCAGAAUGGAGUCAGUUUUCACAAGUGGCGAAGUUACUGAUAUUAGUGCAUGAAUAAUUAUGUUUGUUAGUGGUGCACUGAAGUAUGGAUAAAUGGAUAAUGGUAUAAUGGGCUAAGCAUUAAGUGAGUUGUAUUAUUAUAGUUAUGGAUAUGGAAUAAUGCCUGGCAGCAAGUCAUCAACAUUAGCAUGGUUUAUUACUUUGCUUUAGUAUAAAUAGGGAGUCUAUCACUUGUUAUUUGUACGUGUAUCCUGAAAACCGAAGCAAACAAUUUCUAUUCCUAAUCACAUUUUCUCUCUUGGUUUUA